Molecule: messenger RNA, 2019 nt
Organism: Nicotiana attenuata
Lineage: Eukaryota; Viridiplantae; Streptophyta; Magnoliopsida; Solanales; Solanaceae
Exons: 4
Coding region: 354-1337 (327 amino acids)
Biological process (GO): regulation of DNA-templated transcription
Cellular component (GO): nucleus
Molecular function (GO): protein binding
Source: RefSeq, a predicted model, not a curated record
UAAUGUUAGGUGUGAUAUUAAAAUCAAACACGGGAAUAGUCUUACCCUCUUGCUAGACUCUGUUACUCCCAUCAUUUACACUUUGCACGAAAAUAUCCAAGGCACCAGCAACGUAAUCCAGAUAACAACACAAUCUACAUUCUCGUCCAAUAACAAACCUCCACGUGUCAAAAAGCGCAGCUAGAUCAGCACACCAUGAUAUCGACACUGACCUUUGCUCUGUUCAAUCACCAAAAGCAUCAUCAAAGAUUCAAGUCUUCCCCACAAAGACUACACUUUUUCUCAACUCUUUGUCACUUAUUUUAUUGAGCCGCAGUGUAAAAUCCAAGAAGGCCAAGUGAAGAGAUCUGAGUAUGUCCAUGGGCAAGAAAAAUCGUAAAUCCAAAACGAAAAACAGGCGGAGAAAACCUAAGUUUCUAAGUCUUAGUCUUCAGCUUUCUGAUAAAAUAUCUCAACCAUCAAAUCAUCACAUGCCGGCAUCAUCCGCAGCUAGCACCCAUGAUCAUCAAAAUUCUUCUCAACAGCUCAAUCUCUUUCCUCUACACCCAGAAAAUUUGGUCGACGACAAAGACAGUGGCCACGAUGAGAACGUGGCCCUGUUUUUUUCCGGCGCUGAAAACAGCGCCAAUACUCUUACCGAACUUCUCACUUCUUCUAAGGAUGAAAAUGAUAGCAACCAAAGUGGUCCAAAUUACAUGACAGUUUCAUCAUCGGAAGCAAGACUAAAGUAUGCCGAAACUUACAGGGGACAGCAAGGUGAACUAGUACGGACAGCUCUGAGGAACAAAGAGAGGGAAAACAAGGAAGAAGAAAAGUGGGUUGUUUACUCCGACGUUGUUGAUCUUGACCAACAUAGUGAGACGACGAGGAAGGACGAGGAAGUAAGUAGUUGUUCAAUUGAUCGUCCGACGAAGAGAAAUCAACAACAUCAGCAGUUGUCCUUAAAGCUUGAUUAUGAGGAAAUACUGAAUGCUUGGUCCGAUAAGGGUUCGCUUUACCUUCAGGCAGAAUCCCCGCAGAACUUUCCAGAUAUCCAUGACGAUUUUCUCAAUUAUUACGAAACGUCGUUUUCAUCCCAUGGACUAAUGGGUGGCUGGGAUAACAGUACAGUUGUAUAUAGAGUGCCAGAAGUUAUGGCAAGUGAACAAAGUGGAGGUAGAGCCACAGAAAUUUUACAAGAGGAUGAGUUGAAGGUAGGACGAAGAGAAGCCAGUGUAUUAAGAUACAAAGAAAAGAGACAGAACAGGCUCUUCUGCAAAAAAAUCCGCUACGAAGUUCGGAAGCUCAAUGCUGAAAAGCGCCCUCGCAUUAAGGGGCGAUUUGUUAAGAGGGAUUGAAGCGUGUUUUGCCUGAUUUUGGAUCGGAGUUACGAAUGGAAAGCGGGAUGAUUUGUCGUCUUCAUAUAAUCUGGAUAUUGUAAAUGAACUCUUAAAAGGAGAAGCAUGCCCAAAAGCAACUCUUAUCAAUCAAUGAAUAAAAUUGUAAGUCAGGGCAUAUAAAUGAGCAAAUGCUGUUAUGUAAGUUCAUUUUGUUCAGAUAUUAUUUACUGUUAACUUUCUCAAACGUUCAAAUAGAGUCUUGGUUCCAAGUAUAGGGAGAAAAGGAGACCAGUGAAUCAAUUGAUUCAGCUCUGAAACUGAGUGUGAGGAGAAUUUAUCAAACAUGUGAUCAAGCUGCUGAUCACUUUGGUCACCCGUAUCAACGUAAAAGAGCCAAAAGUCCUUGACCGUGUUGUCACUAACACUGAAAUUAAUGGAUGCAAAAAUAAAUGAAGUGAAAAUGGUGUGCUCAUUGUGACUGUUUCUAAAGAGGAGGUGAAGAAUUCCAAAAUAGCCGAGAUUGAAGAAAAAUAGGAGACUUAUAAGGUAUAUUUGGUAGGAAGGAAAAUAUUUUCCACCAAAAAUAAAGUCAUUUUAAGUUGUAUACUCAAUUAUAAGUGCUCUGUAAAUCGUGUUUAUGCUUCGUAACAUUGUACACUGUGAGUGCCGUUUCAUAUUUUCUCCACAAGUUUUCUUUUGA